CUAGAGAAUUUCUCUUCAAAACUUAUACCUAGAUUUGGAAGCAAAAGUUUUCCUCUUUAAACCGGCGAGUACCCGCGCCUUCGCGUUUCACUUCUUAUUGUCAUCUCAACUUGUAUUUCUUUCCUCUUUCCUCUCAACUCUUUGUUUUCUUUCCCACUUCUUCAUUUUUACUUUGGUGUCAUAUCGAUUCUAAUUGCUCGAGCCCUUUUUUUCCGCCAUACCUGAAGGCCAAUAUAGUUGUAAUUCAUCAAUUUGAGACGACCCAGUUUUUCUUUCCAAAAAUUGGAUUAUGGAGAUAAAGACGGAUAGUAACGAUGACUCGCUCAUUUUAGUUAAGCAAGGAGCUGAAGCUAGAGUGUUUGAGUCUACUUUCGUUGGAAGGAGAUCAAUUAUUAAGGAACGGUUCUCAAAGAAAUAUAGACAUCCAUUACUGGAUUCCAAGCUUACACUCAAGCGAUUGAAUGCAGAAGCAAGGUGCAUGACAAAAGCUAGGCGACUUGGGGUUUCUACUCCAGUGCUGUAUGCUGUUGACCCGAUAUUAUAUACCCUGACAUUUGAGUAUGUGGAAGGUUGUUCUGUGAAAGAUAUAUUGCUUGAAAUUGGGUCAAAUGAUGGUGAUUCAAAACAGUUGAGUGACAUUGCAAUGCAGAUUGGUGUUGCAAUUGGGAAAUUGCACGAUGGUGGUUUAAUUCAUGGUGACCUGACCACGUCAAACAUGUUGAUCAGGAAUGGUACCAAUGACCUCGUUCUCAUUGAUUUUGGUCUGAGCUUCACGUCAACUAUUCCAGAAGAUAAAGCAGUUGAUCUAUAUGUGUUGGAACGUGCACUGCUAUCAAUGCAUUCUUCAUGUGGGAAUUUGAUGGAGUUAAUUCUUGCUUCAUACCGGAAGACUUCGAAGCAAUGGUCGUCAACCUCAAACAAAUUAGCUCAAGUGCGUCAGAGAGGCCGAAAACGCACCAUGGUUGGUUAAGUAACUUCAUUUUUAAUCUGUUUUGUUGGAUUAUCAGUUGACUCCUUGUUGUAGACUCAUUGAACUUCUUGAACAAUGUAUCUAAUUAUUCUUAACCUUACAACAAAUCAACAAUUAUGUUUUCUGGAUGGCAUUUUUACGGGAUAAAACCAUUCUAAACUCUUGUAUUUACAUAUAAUAUAAAGUCCAUUUUAAUUUUUAACUACAAAAUUCAUGCACUCAAUUGAAUCA
This is a messenger RNA of Benincasa hispida (wax gourd), 1201 nucleotides long. Its product is annotated as Protein kinase superfamily protein. Gene Ontology annotation, biological process: protein phosphorylation. Gene Ontology annotation, molecular function: protein serine/threonine kinase activity; ATP binding. NCBI's taxonomy places the organism in Eukaryota, Viridiplantae, Streptophyta, Magnoliopsida, Cucurbitales, Cucurbitaceae. Gene Ontology annotation, cellular component: cytosol; EKC/KEOPS complex; nucleus. The record is from RefSeq and is a predicted model, not a curated record.